Messenger RNA from Phacochoerus africanus (Common warthog), 204 nucleotides. Its product is annotated as beta-defensin 15-like. The record is from RefSeq and is a predicted model, not a curated record. Lineage: Eukaryota; Metazoa; Chordata; Mammalia; Artiodactyla; Suidae. Bases 1 to 204 code for a protein of 67 amino acids. Gene Ontology annotation, biological process: innate immune response. Gene Ontology annotation, cellular component: extracellular region. The transcript is spliced from 2 exons.
AUGAGGAUGUUCCUCUUUCUCUUUGCUGUCUUCUUCUUUCUGGCCCCAGCCAGGAGUGGAUCUUUUGGAAAUAAAUGCUACAGGCUUAAAGGGAGAUGUGUGGACCAUUGUCAGAUAAAUGAAGAACUUGUUGGUCUCUGCCAGAAGUUUCUGAAAUGCUGUGUGACACUUCAGUCGUGUUGGAAAAAUAAGGAUAGCCCUUAA